This is a messenger RNA of Carassius carassius (crucian carp), 2663 nucleotides long. RefSeq names its product runt-related transcription factor 1-like. Gene Ontology annotation, cellular component: nucleus. The transcript is spliced from 8 exons. Gene Ontology annotation, biological process: regulation of cell differentiation; hemopoiesis; neuron differentiation. The record is from RefSeq and is a predicted model, not a curated record. Gene Ontology annotation, molecular function: RNA polymerase II cis-regulatory region sequence-specific DNA binding; DNA-binding transcription factor activity, RNA polymerase II-specific; ATP binding. The coding region runs from base 558 to 2102 and encodes 514 amino acids. NCBI's taxonomy places the organism in Eukaryota, Metazoa, Chordata, Actinopteri, Cypriniformes, Cyprinidae.
CACGCAUUGACUGUUAAACGCUGCUGUGUUCUCACCUACUCACUCUCAACCCCCCUCUGUUCCACUCGCACGCUCUUAACAAUUAAAACAGACCACAUCUAUUUCCUCCUUUUCAAGCAAAUGUGGACAGGUGGAGGUUUGAUAGACCGGCCCGAAUUCCACAAAACCUGUGCAGAAAAGAGCCAGAAUUUUAUUUGUUAGAACAUGUGACCUAAACGGCCCAAUGGUGCUUGGAUGCUUUUUUUUUCAGUUGUGGGGAACAGUUAAACUUGUUGCCUGACUGAGGGAGAAGCUUUCUGUGGGCCGCCACAACCACAAACCAAGUCUGCGACCGGUCACGGCUCUCUAGGCACCAGAAAACAGCGAGAUAAAGAUAGACGAGAGGGACUCGAGAGCGAGAGGGGGAGGGAGAAAACGUGUUGAUGUCAGCGUGUGAAUCAGCCAAAUCGCCGAAAAAAACCACAGUGCUGCGUUUGCGCUCCGGCUCUUUUGCACAAGGGUAAGCAUCAGUCAACCACAGGCUGACCGCCGAUCGCAAUCUGCCGUGUCUGUGAACCAUGCACAGAAUCCAAGGACAGAACCGCCUCGCUGGACCGGCGCAGGGCGACCAUGGGUUUCAGGGGCCAAGCCGGGAGCCCUUCAAAAUUCGGGAGCAAAUCAAGUUGGAAGAGUUGGAUUCGGACGAAGAAGAGGAGAAGCAGCCAACGUCGCUCACCAUGGCCUCCAACAGCAUCUUCGAAAACUUCCAGUCGUACCAGUCAUGCUUCUCCAGGGAACCUGCGCCUGGGCGACGCUUCACGCCUCCCUCGACCACCCUGAGCUCGGGGAAGAUGAAUGAGGGGUUGCCCCUGGGGGCUCAGGAGAGCAACGGCGCCGCCCUGAUGGGCAAACUGCGCAUGGCUGACCGGAACAUGGUGGAGGUGCUUUCCGACCACCCAGGAGAGCUGGUGCGCACCGACAGCCCCAACUUCCUCUGCUCCGUCCUGCCAACACACUGGCGCUGCAACAAGACGCUGCCCAUCGCCUUCAAGGUGGUUGCCCUCGGUGACAUCCCUGAUGGCACUCUGGUCACAGUGAUGGCCGGUAAUGAUGAGAAUUACUCUGCCGAACUCCGCAAUGCCACAGCUGCCAUCAAGAAUCAAGUGGCUCGUUUUAAUGACCUGCGAUUCGUUGGCCGCAGCGGACGAGGCAAGAGUUUCACUCUCACCAUCACCGUCUUCACAAACCCUCCUCAGGUGGCCACGUAUCAGAGAGCCAUAAAGAUCACUGUGGACGGACCCCGAGAACCACGACGCCACCGACAGAAGCCGGAUGAAGCAGUAAAGCCAGGCGCGUUAGCUUUCUCUGAACAAUUGCGACGAAGUGCCAUGCGGUGCAGUCCACACCAUGGCCCCGCCCCCAACCCCCGCCCCGCCCUCAACACGCCCCCCUUCAGCAGCUCCGCCCACAGCCAGAUUUCCGACUCUAGGCAGAUGCAGACGUCUCCGUCCUGGUCGUAUGAGCAGUCGUACCCUUACCUGGGUCCCAUCUCCACCCCAGCGGUUCACCCCAGCACACCCAUCUCUCCCAGCCGCAGCACUAUACACUGUCCAGAUCUGACGGCGUUCACUGACCCUCGCAUGAGUCUGGAGCGUUCCUUCCCGUCGCUGCCCUCGCUCCCAGACGGCCGUUUCUCAGACCCGCGGGUGCCGUACCCCACCGGAGCGUUCACAUACACACCCACACCCGUCACCAGCGCCAUCGGUAUCGGCAUGUCGGCCAUGAGCAGCCCGGCAGGCCGCUAUCACACGUACUUACCCCCGGCGUACCCUGCGGGCUCCUCGCAGGCUCAGGCCGGCCACUUCCAGCCCGGCUCGUCCCCGUAUCACCUGUACUACAGCAGCGCCGCUGGAUCCUACCAGUUCUCCAUGAUGCCGGCCGGAGGAGGAGGAGGAGAGCGCUCGCCCCCCCGCAUCUUACCGCCCUGCACCAACGCCUCCACAGGCUCUGCCCUCCUGCACCCCUCGCUGCCCAAUCAGAGCGAGGUCCUAGUGGAGGCCGAGGGAAGCCACAGCAGUUCGCCAACCAGCCUCUCGGUGGAAGCCGUCUGGAGGCCAUAUUGAUGCUCGCUUGACCAAGGAGGCAGGGCCGGAUUUACACUUGCUCGUCCAGGGAGACCCAAACACAACGAAGAGAUAUAUCAUAUUUUUGUUAUACGAUGAGCUAUCUACAACAGUAAAAGAACCAGAACCCAGAAGACGAAUGUGACUCAGUCCACAAAAACCAGUCAUAAUUUUGAAAUAGAGAUUUAUGCAUCAUUUAAAAGCUGAAUAAAUAAUGAUUUUUGGCAUAAACAGGAAAAUCUAUGAUUUUGACCCAUACAAUGUAUUUUUGGCUAUUGCUGCAAAUAUACCUGUGCUACUUAUGAAUGCUAUUGUGCACAUACAGUAUGUGACCCUGGAGUACAAAUCCAGUCUCUGGGGUGUAUCUGUAGCAAUAGCCAAAAAUACAUUGUAUGGGUCAAAAUUAUAGAUUUUCCUUUUAUGCCAAAAAUCAUUAGGAUAUUAAGUAAAGAUCAUGUCCAGUGAAGAUAUUUUGUAAAUAUCCUACUGUUAAUAUAUCAAAACUUAAUUUUUGAUUAGUAAUAUGCAUUGGUAAAAUUAAUUUGAACAACUUUAAAGAUG